Molecule: messenger RNA, 3260 nt
Organism: Brassicogethes aeneus
Lineage: Eukaryota; Metazoa; Arthropoda; Insecta; Coleoptera; Nitidulidae
Source: the annotation of a GenBank genome assembly
UGUGAACCUGCGACAAUUGUAGACCCGGCUUAAACGCCACAGACAGACCCUGAAGAAGAAGAAGAACUAGUAUUGACAGUUAUUUAACCAAAAAUAAUUUAUAAGAUAACAAUGAUGAUCAUAAUAUGAUCAUCAUAUUCUUGUUAUAUGGACAUCUGUUCUGUGAAAACCAGAUAAUUUUACAAAUAUUCAUACAUCGUUAAGAAGAUGAAUUUGCCUGUACAAUAAUUGUGCAUAAAGGAUAGUUUAUUUUGAAAAAAAAAAUAGGCGGUUAUGCCUCAAAAAUACGAUAUUAUAAUGGGAGAUAAAUUUGAGGAGUUUCAUCAGGCAUUUAAAGAUGUAAAAAAGUGUGAAUCUAAAAAAUUCUGUUUUAAAAAAUCAUUUAAAAUAAAUGGAAAAGAAACCAUUGGCUCUAAAAAAAAUGAAUUUAACUCUUUAAAUCACAAUAAUAAGCAAAUUUUAAACAAUGAGGAAUAUAUACAAAACCAUCCAGAAGGAAAUUCAAAAUCAAAAUAUGUUUUUAAGCGAGUAGAUCCAGUAGAUUUAAAAAACUCAGUACAACCGAUACAACAUAAAGCAAAGUCAUCUCAAAUAAACAAUACUAAUAAGGUUACUAUAAUAAAUAGUUCCUUAAAUCCUUCAAAAGAAGGUUAUAUAGAUGUACAACAAACUAAGGCAAAGUCAUCUCAAAUAAGUAAUACUAAUAAAGUAACUAUAAUAAAUAGUUCUUUAAAUCCUUCAAAAGAAGAUUUUAUGGAUGAUGAAGAAUUUGAAAGGAGGUUUGGAAAUGGAGAAACUUCAAAUCAGUUGCACUUGAACUGCAACAAUCUAGAAUAUAGUUUUAAUAAGAGCUCGGAAGAAGAAAUGAAAGGCAUAACUUUAAAUGAUUUUGAUUUGUCAGAUAUUAAUUGGGAAGAACAUUUUGAUAGUAAAGAAGAGUCUAAAUGUAAUAAAAAUAAUUUACAAACACAGAGUUCUGUAUUAAAUCAAUUUAAUAGAAGAAAAGAUGAUUCUGAAGAAUUUCAAGGGACCUAUCCUCAUUCUGAAAUUGUAUUUGAAACUUUGAAUCAUAAGUUUGGUCUUCAAUCAUUUAGACCACAUCAAAGAGAAAUUAUAAAUGCUAGUUUAAAUAGUCAUGAUAUAUUUGUUCUUAUGCCAACUGGAGGUGGAAAAAGCUUAUGCUAUCAACUUCCUGCUAUCCUUGCACCAGGUGUCACAAUUGUUAUUUCACCUUUACGAGCAUUAAUUAGUGAUCAAGUAGACAAAUUAAAUGCCCUGGAUAUUCCAUCGGCACAUUUAUGUUCUGAUGUUUCAAAAAGUGAUACCAAUACAAUUUUUAACAAGCUUUGUGUGAGAGAACCUUUGCUAAAAUUGCUUUAUUUGACACCUGAGAAAAUUGUUUCAUCCUGCAAAGUUUUAGACAUGUUAAAAAACUUAUAUGAGAGAGAUAAGUUGGCAAGAGUAGUAAUUGAUGAAGCUCAUUGCUUAUCCCAAUGGGGUCAUGAUUUUAGACCAGAUUACAAACAAUUAUCUUUAAUUCGGAGACAGUUUUCUAAAGUGCCUAUUAUAUGCUUAACAGCUACUGCUACAAAACAAGUACAAGGUGAUGUUGUUAAUAUUUUACACCUAAAGGAUGUCAAGACAUUUAUACGGAGUUUUAAUAGACCUAACAUUAAAUACAAGGUUAUUCCAAAAAGUGGAAAAAAUGUGAUAAAUGAAAUUGCUGCCUUGAUUAAAUCAAAAUUUUUAAAAAAAUCUGGAAUAAUUUACUGUUUAUGUAGAGCUGAUUGUGACAAUUUAGCAAAAGAUUUAUGUAGGGUAGGUAUCAAAGCUAAACCCUAUCAUGCUGGAAUGGCUGACAAAGCAAGAGAAAAGCAACAGAGGGAAUGGAUGCAAGAUCAAUUUCAUGUUAUUGUAGCUACAAUUGCCUUUGGUAUGGGAAUAGAUAAGCCUGAUGUUAGGUUUGUAAUUCAUAACUCCAUACCUAAAUCAGUGGAAGCUUUUUAUCAAGAAUCAGGUAGAGGAGGAAGAGAUGGGAAGGUUUCAUACUCUUAUUUAUUUUAUAACUAUAAUGAUGUAGUUCGACUUCAAAAAUUAAUAACUAUGGAUAGAUCUAUGAAAAAGCAUACAUUAGACGGUCAUUUUGAAAGCUUAAAGCAAAUGGUUUCUUAUGCUGAAAAUAAAGUUGACUGUAGAAGGUAUUUGCAACUAGUUCAUUUGGGAGAAUAUUUUGACAAAAAACUCUGUUUACAAGAUAAAGAUACCAUUUGUGAUAAUUGUGAAAAUGUAACAGAAUAUAAAAAAUAUGGAUGUUAGUAAAGAAGCUACAGAACUAUUUUUGUUAGUUAAAGACAUUGCCACUAAAGAAAAUGUAACAUUGCUACACAUUGCAGAAAUAUAUAAGGGAUCUAAAAUUAAAAAAAUAAUUAUGAAAGGUCAUGAUAAACACAGAUUUUAUGGUGCAGGCAACAAAUUGGAUAAAAAUGAUAUACAAAGGAUAUUAAAAGAAUUGCUUUUAAAAAAUAUUCUAUCCAAUUUUUGCACAUACACUGGUGAUUUUCCUGUAGUAUAUAUAAGACCAGGUUCUCAAUCUAUAAAUUCAAAUGUUAAAUUUACUAUUCCAAUGUGUCUUGUUGAGAGUAAAGCAGUCGAAAUUAAAAAAACAUCACUUGAAAUUGUAACAUCUUCUACAAUGACGUCCACAGUUAAUGUUACAUAUAAUUUUGAAUUAAAUCAAAUUUUCUUAAACUGCCAUGAAGAACUGUUAGCUGAAGUUAGUAAAUUGGCAGUUCAAAAUUGUGUUACUAUGUCUUCAAUCAUGAAUUUGUCUGCAAUACAAAGUAUGGCAGAACUUUUGCCAAAAAGUGAGGAAGAAUUUUUCAAAAUCCAGCAUGUUACAAAGGCUAAUUUUGCCAAAUAUGGAAAAUAUUUUUUACCAAUUACCUUAAAAUAUAGAGAACAACGGGAUAAAAUAAAAUCUUCUCAAGAAAGUUCAAGCAUGAUGCAAAGAGAAUCAAGUCAAGGUAGUAAAAGAAAAUCUACAGAAGUAAAUGUUGGAUGCAAAAAGUACAAACGUAGUACACGCAAAAAGACAAAACCAACAAAAAGGAAAAGUUCAAAAAAAAAAGUUAAAACAUCAUCUAAAAAUAUUGGACUUAUGCCUAUAAUGCAUUUUAAAUAAUAAUGUAAUUACUUCCUUAUUAAAGUCGUAAUGUUUAAGUUUUUUUUGUAUUUUUGUAAUAAAGUUAAUUUUGUAAAAA